Messenger RNA from Raphanus sativus (radish), 1011 nucleotides. RefSeq lists its product as uncharacterized. The coding region runs from base 1 to 1011 and encodes 336 amino acids. The record is from RefSeq and is a predicted model, not a curated record. NCBI's taxonomy places the organism in Eukaryota, Viridiplantae, Streptophyta, Magnoliopsida, Brassicales, Brassicaceae. The transcript has 2 exons.
AUGGUGUCGUUGAAGAAGUUUCCUCGUCGAUCGAAUCGCCUUGCAGCUCGCACCGCUCCCUUAGCUUCUCCGGCAGAUGCAGGCCCGGAUCUACAAGCUUCGAGAGCUCUUGUUGGUGUUGAUCUCAAUGACUCGAUCCAUUCUCCGUACUUUAUGCAUACUUCUGAUCAUCCCGGUUUGAUUCUCAUCUCUAUCAAACUUGAUGGUUCAAACUUUGAUGAUUGGGAGGCUGCGAUGAAGAUUGCUCUUGACUCGAAGAACAAGAUCGGCUUCGUAGAUGGCUCGUUACCUCGCCCUCUCGACUCAGAUCUGAACUUCCGAAUAUGGUCACGAUGCAACAGUCUCGUUAAAUCAUGGAUCCUCAACUCGGUAUCCACUCAAAUCUAUCGCAGUAUCCUUCGCUUAAAUGAUGCAACUGAUGUGUGGAAUGACUUGCAUAGUAGAUUUCAUAUGACUAAUCUGCCUAGGACUUACAAUCUUACCCAAGAAAUCCAGGAUCUACGUCAAGGCUCUUUGUCACCCUCGGAUUACUUCACUAAGCUCAAAACAUUGUGGAGUAGUUUAGAGAGUUGUGAAGAAGCUGAUGAUCCAUGUACUUGUGGGAAAGCUGCUCGGCUAUAUCAAAAGGCUGAGCGUGCUAAGAUUGUUAAGUUUUUGGCUGGUCUUAAUGAAUCGUAUGCAGUGAUUAGGCGUCAGAUCAUCAUGAAGAAGACACUGCCUUCACUCACUGAAGUCUACAACAUCUUGGACCAAGAUGACAGUCAGAAGAGUUUUGCUGUAGCUACUCCGGCUGCGUUCCAAGUAUCUGAGACUCCAGCUUCUCAGCCUCCUCCUUCCAGUGUUUGCUAUGUUCAGACUGGUGCUCAUAAAGGCAAACCUAUCUGUUCAUUUUGCAACAGAGUUGGACACAUUGCAGAGCGUUGUUACAAGAAGCACGGCUUUCCACCGGGUUUUGAUCUAGCAGAUAGCGAUUUCCAUCUGAUAGAUUUUGAUCGGGGCUUCGAUCAAUAG